AGGGGUAAUUACGAAGCACCACAAAGCUGUCACAGCCUGGCACCCACAAAAGGACAUAUCCUACGUGGCACCUAUUUUCCCGCUCCUAUAUAAACACUCCACAAACCCUUUCGCACUCUCAUCACCAAACCAAAGUACCCUCUCUCACCGGAAACCGGGUCACGACUCAGCGAGUCACGGCGGCGAGUUUAGGUGAACACGAAUAAAUCUAAGACAUGGGGAUUUGCAGUUCGUGCGAUUCGACCCAAUUGGCGACGGCGAAGCUGAUAUUGCAAGACGGGAGGAUGAUGGAGUUCACGUACCCGGUGAAGGUGGGUUACGUCCUCCAGAAGAACCCAAUGUGCUUCAUCUGCAACUCCGACGACAUGGACUUCGACGACGUCGUUUCCGCCAUUAGCGCCGACGAGGAGCUCCAGCUCGGCCACCUCUACUUCGCUCUCCCGCUGAGCUGGCUCCGUCGCUCCCUUCAGGCGGAGGAGAUGGCCGCAUUGGCCAUGGCCGCUUUAGCCGUCAAAGCAAACUCCGCCCUCACGAGUCGAGGUGGAUGCGGCCGUGAAAAAUGCCGGUGCCGCCGGAGAUGCGCUACUCCCGUCGUUUUCCCGGCGGAUAAGCUUCGCCGUAUAGUUUCCGGCGGUGAUGAUACGGUGGGAUCCAGCGUAGGGACGAGGAAAGUGAGAGGCGGCGGCAGUGGUCGUAGUGGUAGCAGUAGCGAGAGGAGGAAGUUUGCGGCGAAGUUAAAUACGAUCGACGAGUGAAUGAGCAUUUUAGGAAUUUAGUGAAAUGUUUGGGGCUGAAUUGUGAAUAGUAUAAUUAAUUACUUGAGGUCUUUUUUGUCAUAUCAAUGAACGGAUAUUUUAGAUUUUA
This is a messenger RNA of Tarenaya hassleriana, 864 nucleotides long. RefSeq lists its product as uncharacterized. The transcript is spliced from 2 exons. NCBI's taxonomy places the organism in Eukaryota, Viridiplantae, Streptophyta, Magnoliopsida, Brassicales, Cleomaceae. The record is from RefSeq and is a predicted model, not a curated record. The coding region runs from base 216 to 755 and encodes 179 amino acids.